Molecule: messenger RNA, 723 nt
Organism: Oldenlandia corymbosa var. corymbosa
Lineage: Eukaryota; Viridiplantae; Streptophyta; Magnoliopsida; Gentianales; Rubiaceae
Source: the annotation of a GenBank genome assembly
AUGGCGGGAAGCGAAUCACAGAAGCAACUGUUUUCUCUCAUUCGAGACUUUGCUUCCGAGAAAUCUCAUGGCGAACGGAAAAUUAUCAACCUGAAGAACCGGAUUGAGGAACUGAGAUCGGAACUUCGUGAGGCGAAUGAGGAGCUUGAAGAUGCUAAGGUGCGGAAGGAAUCAACGGAACAAGAGCUUAAAGGCUACGAAGUUGAAUUAACUAUGAACCAGGCUUCCAUUCAAACCCUAGAGGCAAGGAUUGUUGCUGUUCAAGAUGAGAUAUCUGAGGUCGGGUCUGAUGUAGAGAAACUGAAAAACGAAGGUGGAGCUUAUAGAGAUGAUUUUAUCAAGAAAAUGAUGGAGUUUAAUGCCUGCUUAAGGAAUCUUCAAGGAUCUGUGGCCUCUCUUACAGACUGCAAUCAAGCAAAAGAAAGAACUAGAGCCUGUGAUAUUAGCAGCACCAACAAAACAGAAUUCGCCAGUAAUGACCUCGAGAGUAAACUCGCUCAAAUCAUCUUUCAAACAGAUUUGGUGGAACAAGAAUAUCAGAGGGAACUGGAUGUUUAUAAACUUGCUCAGCAAGAAUUAACUGAUCUUGAAAGGAAAGUCUCUCUGAUGGGUGAGAUUUCAACAGCAAGUGCAGAGUUGAGAGAGCUGGCUAGAUAUCCUUCCAUAUAUUGUUUCCUACAUACUUUGUAUAAUUGCAUUGCUUUCAGUGAACACUUAGAAUAA